AUGCCUGCGACCCAGCCCACAACGGCAGCCGACCGGGAAUCCACCGCGGUCUUCGAUGUCGAGCGGUUGCGCGAGGACUUCCCCGCCCUCGGCCAAGAGGUCCAUGGCCGGCCGUUGGUCUACCUCGACAGCGCUGCCUCGGCGCAGAAGCCGCGGCAGGUGAUCGAGGCGAUCUCGCGGGCUUACGCGUUCGAGUACUCCAACGUUCACCGCGGCGUCCACUGGCUGUCGCAGCGGGCCACCGAUCACUACGAGGCCGCCCGCGCCGCCAUCAAGAGAUUCCUUGGCGCCGCCGAAGAGCGCGAAGUGAUUUUCGUUCGCGGCGCUACCGAGGGCAUCAAUCUAGUAGCGCAGAGCUUUGCUCGGCCACGGCUAAGCCCUGGCGACCACGUGCUACUGACGGCGAUGGAGCACCAUUCGAACAUCGUACCCUGGCAGAUGGUCUGUGAAGCCACCGGCGCCGAGCUCCGGGUCGUACCUUUCGACGAGCGCGGCGAGCUCGACAUGGCAGCCUACGAGGAGUUGCUCGGCGAGCGCACCAAGAUGGUCGCAGCGGUCCACGUUUCGAACGCCAUCGGCACGGUCAACCCGGUCGAGCGGAUGGUCGAGUUAGCCCAUCGCCGCGGCGUGCCGGUGCUGCUCGAUGGCGCCCAGGCGGCACCUCAUCAGCGGCUCGACAUGGCCGCCUUGGGUUGCGAUUUCUACGUCAUCUCGGGUCACAAGAUGUGUGGGCCGACGGGUAUUGGCGUGCUGUGGGGCCGUGCCGAGCUCUUGCAAGAGAUGGAGCCCUACCAAGGCGGCGGCGAGAUGAUCCUGUCGGUGAGCUUCGACGGCACCACCUACAACGAGAUCCCGCAUCGAUUUGAAGCCGGUACACCCAAUAUCGUCGGCGCGAUCGGCCUUGGUGCGGCCAUCAACUAUCUCGAAGACAUCGGUCUGGACAACAUCGCGGCCUACGAGCAGGGGCUGCUCGACUACGCCCAGGCCCGCCUCGCUGCGAUUCCCGAGGUGCGGCUGAUCGGCACUGCACGCCACAAGGCGGCGGUGGUUUCGUUCGUGGUCGACGGAGUCCAUGCCCACGAUGUCGGCACCAUUCUCGACCGUGAAGGAAUCGCGGUGCGGGUCGGUCAUCAUUGCGCGCAACCGGCCAUUGAGCGCUUCGGCGUCAGCGCCACCGCCCGUGCCUCGCUGACCUUCUACAACACCCGUGAAGAAAUCGACCGCCUGGCCGAGGGGCUGGUUCGAGUGGUGGAGCUAUUCGGCUGA
This is a messenger RNA of Nerophis lumbriciformis (worm pipefish), 1266 nucleotides long. The record is from RefSeq and is a predicted model, not a curated record. Lineage: Eukaryota; Metazoa; Chordata; Actinopteri; Syngnathiformes; Syngnathidae.